Linnemannia hyalina is the source of this 1296-nucleotide messenger RNA. NCBI's taxonomy places the organism in Eukaryota, Fungi, Mortierellomycota, Mortierellomycetes, Mortierellales, Mortierellaceae. The record is from the annotation of a GenBank genome assembly.
AUGACUGCCAUCGAGUUCACCCCUGUCCACAGCAUCCCCAAGAUUAUCGCCGAUUCGCGUGCCACCUUCUUGACCCACCGCACCCAGUCCCUCGAGUUCCGCAAGCAGCAGUUGCUCGAAGAGAACGCAGCCGAUUUGUCGGCAGCAAUCAGGGCCGACCUGAACCGCUCCGCCGACUUUGAGAUCCCCACCUGCAUCAGCGCCACCAAGGAUUUCCUCGAUAACUUGGAGAAGUAUACGGAGAACCAGAAGGGCUUCAAUGUUGCCGAUAAGGAUGAUUCCUAUGUCCGUCUUUCCCCCUUUGGCGGUGGUGGUAAUGAUGAGACAAUCAUGUUGGUUGUGGAGCCAUUGGCAGGCGCUCUCGCAGCCGGCAACACCGUGAUCCUCAAGCCCUCCGAGAAUUCUGAGCACUCCGCCAAGCUCCUCACCCACCUCAUCGAGAAAUACAUGGACCCCACCAUCGUCUCCGUCAUCAACGGCGCCGUCGAAGAGACAACCGUCCUGCUCGAACAACGCUUCGACCACAUCAUCUACACCGGCGGCACCCAGGUCGGUCGUAUCGUCAUGCAGGCCGCCGCAAAGCACCUCACCCCCGUCACCCUCGAACUCGGCGGCAAGUGCCCCGCCAUUAUCACCUCCAAGGCAGACAUCCCCAAGGCUGCGCAAAAGAUUGCAGGCUGGAAGACCGCCAACUGUGGCCAGAUCUGUCUCACCGUCGAUUACAUCCUUUGUCCCAAGGACCUCCAAGAGUCCUUGAUCCAGAACAUCAUCGGAACUUGGCAGCACAUGUUCGGUGCCAACAUCAAGGAUAACAAGUCUUACCCCAAGAUCAUCAACAAGCGUCAGCAUGCUCGUCUCGAGGGAUUGUUGAAGGCCGUCAAGGCCGAGAACAAGGUUGUCUAUGGAGGAAACUCCGAUGCUGAGAACUUGUACAUCGAGCCUACGAUUGUCACGGGUGUGUCGCUCAAGGAUACCAUUAUGCAGGACGAGAUCUUUGGACCCAUCUUGCCCAUUGUUACGUCCGAGAGCUUGACCGAGUCAAUCAACAUUAUCAACUCGGGCGAGCAUCCCCUGGGACUCUACCUCUUCACUGAGGACAAGCAGGAGGUCGAAGAGGUCCUCUCCAAGACCCGCUCUGGUGCCGCCAUUGUCAACGACGUCGCUUCCCACUUCUUGAACCACUCGCUCCCCUUCGGUGGAGUCGGCAACUCGGGCAUGGGCCGCUACCACGGCAAGUACUCCAUCGAGGCCUUCUCCCACCAUCGCGCCGUCAUGGUCCGUUCCUCCCACCUUUAA